This is a messenger RNA of Trypanosoma grayi, 306 nucleotides long. RefSeq lists its product as hypothetical. The record is from RefSeq and is a predicted model, not a curated record. Lineage: Eukaryota; Euglenozoa; Kinetoplastea; Trypanosomatida; Trypanosomatidae. The annotation marks the transcript as partial. The transcript has a single exon.
GCCACCGCCCCCGUGCGCACCGCCACGCAGCUCGCGCAGCAGGCAGCCGCGCAGCCGGUAGACGACUCGUUGCAGGGCGGCGUGAAGAAUGUCGCCGCAUUCUUCUGCAUCUCCUGCACCGAUGACGCAAACCUCGACGGCGUGGAUUACGUGACGCAGCCGGUGUGUCUCAGCGCGUACCCCACAACGGCGCACGUCAUGUGCUCCCGCAUCUGCGAGGGGUUUGCGCGCGUGACACCCAAUGCGACUGGCGACAGCAAGCAGCAGGAGGGGGAUGGGAGACAACGAGUAAAUGCGGCCGGCUAA